This is a messenger RNA of Girardinichthys multiradiatus, 2540 nucleotides long. It is a transcript of the gene bnip2, whose product is annotated as BCL2 interacting protein 2. The transcript is spliced from 11 exons. Bases 614 to 1978 code for a protein of 454 amino acids. Gene Ontology annotation, biological process: apoptotic process. NCBI's taxonomy places the organism in Eukaryota, Metazoa, Chordata, Actinopteri, Cyprinodontiformes, Goodeidae. Gene Ontology annotation, cellular component: cytoplasm. The record is from RefSeq and is a predicted model, not a curated record.
UCCAUGAUAACCGUACACUGAGCAGUCUGAAACGUUGGCAAGUUCAACCAACCGCUAUUUAUGCAAAUUAAGGGCAUAGUGCUGUGUACAGUUAACACUUGGACAUUUAUCCUGUUUAAAGCAGACAUUCAGUGGAAAACGUUUGUCGUUAGCCGAGGCUACCGGCUAAGUUAGCUUCACGUAGCCGAAAAAGCUAACGUGACUAACGUUUGUUAGCGCCCACAGGAGAGCAGAGAGCAUUGUGACUUGGAGGAAGGAAGGAAGGAAGGAAACUUGAGAAGCAGGAUCACUGCGUACUGCUUCUUGUGCGAAGCAAGCACACUUUUCUCACUGUGACGCGUUCAGGAAAGGUGAUUAAAUCUAAGUAGACUGUGUGAUAUUUCACACGGUUUAGGUUAUUAGGUAUGUUCAUUUAUAAGUAAGUGUUAGCAACGCGUCGCUUGGCUAGUUUGCGGUUUCCUGGAGUUAGCCCGUUAGCAACAAACUUCUGAACAAGUUGGUCCAGUUUUGCUUCUUGGUUUUCUUAGGAAAUAUAAGCAGACUCGAGUUUUUUCUUUUCAAACGAACUCCGUCUGAACCGCUUCAGCACCAAGGCGACAGAGGAACAGGACUCAUGGCAUCGGGCGUGAUAGAAAGUGAAGCAGUGUUGACGGGUGUAAGUGAUAGUUUGAACAAUAGCAGUCUAGAUUUUGUCACACCCAGCAGGACUCAUGGGGAUUUGGGAAACAGGCAGACAUCUAGUCCCUCAUCUUCCGGAGUGUCUGGAGAGGAGGUUGACGACGAGGUUUUGCAUGUUAGCCCAGUGGUAAAUGUCGAAAAGUCGCUUCAAGAAAGUCUGACCAAAACAAGAAGAACAACGCCAGGAAAAUUGCAGAAACAGUCGGGAGGAGGAAACUCUACCCCUGUUAACCUUCCCAAGCCGCACUCACCACCUGGAACAACUGGAAGCUUAGAGCGGCAAGAGUCGGUCGCCACUACUGAAGCCCGUCUAAGAAUGGAAGGCGUUGAGCUGAAGGAAGAGUGGCAGGAUGAAGACUUCCCACGGCCCCUCCCAGAGGAAGAGGAGCUCGAUGAGAUUUUUGUUGGAACCUCUGAAGAGACAGACCCUGGCUAUGCAGUGAACCAAGGCAAGAAGGCCAAGAAAAAACUCACGGCUCCAGACAUCAGUUUGACUCUCGACCGCAGCGAGGGAUCUCUUCUCUCUGAUGAGCUGGAGGAAAGCAUGGAGCUGGAUCUCGAUGAAAUAGAGACCCCCUCAGACAACAGCAAUGAGUUUGAAUGGGAAGAUGAUCUUCCUAAACCAAAAACCACAGAAAUACUACAGAAAGGCGUAGAGUCAGUCCAGGAAUAUAAAGCAUCAGAUGAGCGGGAGGAGGGACGGCGAUGGAGGAUUUUCCGUAUUGGAGAUCAAGAUCACAGAGUGGAUAUGAAAGCCAUUGAACCUUACAAAAGAGUUAUCAGCCAUGGGGGUUAUUACGGAGACGGUUUGAAUGCCAUAAUUGUGUUUGCUGUUUGCUUCAUGCCUGAGAGCAGUCAACCAAAUUACAGAUACAUCAUGGAUAAUUUAUUCAAGUAUGUCAUUGGCACACUGGAGCUGCUGGUUGCAGAGAAUUAUAUGAUUGUGUAUUUAAAUGGGGCAACAUCUCGGAAAAAGAUGCCAACUGUCGGCUGGCUCAGAAAGUGCUACCAGCAGAUCAAUAGGAGGUUACGGAAAAACCUUAAAUCGUUGAUAAUUGUUCAUCCCUCCUGGUUUAUUCGCACCCUGCUGGCACUCACAAAACCUUUUAUAAGCUCCAAGUUUACUCAGAAAGUCAAGUAUGUGUACAGCUUGACAGACCUUGCUGAACUUGUUCCAAUGGAGUAUGUGUCCAUACCAGAUUGUAUCAAACAGUUUGACGCUGAAAAAAAUAGGAAAAGCAAAAAAAGAAUCGACCAGGAAAUGUCCGGGAAGGUGGAGACCGCUGCUGUUCCUGAGUGACCGCCCCACACUGCAAUACGGGGAGGAGAACGGAUCCCAACCUUUUGUAACUCAUGUCCACAUAUUUAUGUGAUGGGAGAAUUACUCUUUUUUUUUUUUUUUUUUUUUUUUGCACUAUGGAAAGUGCUUUUUUGAAUCAAUGCUGCCUGUUACAUUGUCAGACAUUUUGCUGUAUUGUUUUUCAUUGUUUGUCAAACAACCUAACCCGGAUCACGUUGCGCACAUGCUGUCUGAAAUGUUUUUAUUGCUCUUAGUUAAAAGUCCCCUGUGUAACGCCAAGCCUGACUUCGGUUGCUUAGUUACCGUUAUAUCCUCACUUUAUUUUACACACUCUGUUACAAGGGGUUGCUGCAUGUUCUGCUUCAUUACAUUGAAAUAUAUAUUUAUAUUCAAAAGGUGUCAAAAGGAGAGAGAUUAAUAUAUUUUUAUGAACUGAUUUUUAAACUGCAAUUUUAGGUCUCAGUUUAUGGAAACUGUUGUCAGCACCUUUUUCACUGUUCACUGCUGAUGUUCUGUUGAAAUCCUACCAGGGGAAAAUAAAGCUUUAUUUUGUUGCCCCUCA